UCAUUGGCAUUGAAACUGGAGGCUGGUGGAGACGAUACUAAAACUAUUCAUGCUAUUCAAAAACUUUGUUUUAUAGUUCAUCGUUAUUAAUGGAAUUUAAGAAUUCGUGUCAAUGCUGUCUGCUGCGGCCUCCGGACAAAAAUUUGAAGUUGCCAUAUACAUGCCUCGGAGUAACUGAGAUAUACACAGAGAUGCUCAAAGAGUGCUUUGAAAUACAUCUAACACUGUACGGUGAUGACGAGUGUGGGAUCUGCGAGGUGUGCGUGGGGCGGCUGCGGGACGCGAACGACUUCAAACUGCAAGUGCAGCGCAGCCAGGCCGAGCUGCGCGCGCGGCUCAACGGAGCUCUACAUGUGAAAGAAGAAGUACCUUCCGUGAAGUCUGAAGAGUCAGAUGACGGAGAGAAAGCCGAGCCACUCAUACACCUGGAAGUCAAAGUUAAAGGCUCGCGGGAUCCUCUACCGAACGAUGGGAAUCAAAGGUUCAAGGAUUUUGAGUCAGUCACAAAGAUAGAAGUAGAAUACAAUAAGCCAGAGACAAACAUCACGAAAAAGAAACAACUGGCAAAAGAAGAGUUCGUCAUCAGCGGUGAAGCGCUGCACGCGAGCCAGCCGUGUCCCGUGACGUCACACCGCGAGCCGAGCCCCGCCAGCAGUGUGGAGGACGCGCCUGCUCACACACCCGCCCCUAGCGCCGACCGACAACCCUACACCUGCGAUACUUGCAGCAAACAGUUUGCAAAGAAACUAAAUUUAAUCAACCACAUGAAAGUUCAUAACAAAGGCAAGAUUUACUCGUGUGAAGUUUGUAAUAGUGAGUUCAAACGUUUUAAGCAAUUAGUCGUCCACAAACGUGUUCACAAAGGAGAAAAACCUUUCAGCUGUGAAAUAUGUAACAAGCGAUUUAGGGAGACGUCGUCUUUAAUAGUUCAUAAUAGGAUCCACACAGGGGAGAAACCUUUCAGCUGUGAAAUUUGCAACAAAAGAUUUACACAAAAAAGAUGUUUACUUAGCCAUAAACUAACGCAUGCGGUUGACGCGGCUAAGGCUUACACCUGUAGCGUAUGUAACAAGGGAUUUACACAAAAAGGCAACUUGGUAGCGCACACACGUGUACAUACUCGUGAAAAACCAUUCCAUUGUGAAAUAUGUAAAAAACAGUUUGGCCAACAAUCUUCUCUUAUUCAUCACAUGCGAACUCACGUGGAAGGGAAACUGGGAAGAAACUACAAGUACGCCUGCAAACUUUGCAACAAGAAUUUUAAGUCAUUGUUCACCUUUAGCUGCCACGAACGUAUUCACAAUGGCGAGAAACCUUAUACAUGUGAAGUAUGCAACAAACAAUUUACCCGCAAGGAUCACCUAGAUAGGCAUAAAUGGCUCCACAGUGGGGUGAAACAAUUCUGUUGCGAAAUUUGCGGAAAACUAUUUAACGAGAGAUCAAGUUUAAAUUCGCAUAAAGUACUUCACUCGGGCUCUGCGCCGGCGCGCCGCCGACGUCGCCGACCGAAGUGCAGUCGGCGUGACGCGCAGGCGACACAAACUACCGAGUCUCUAUCAUCAGAUCAGCUGAUCAGCUUAGUACCCAAGGGAGGCGCGCCGGUGACCGAAAUGCCUUCAGCGUGAUGCCGUGAACCGUGCAACUGACGGGGACCAGGCGUCGUUUUAAGAAGACAGUAUUUAUACACGCAAUAAUACGAUAAAUAUACAAUAGUUUACUUUUUA
Molecule: messenger RNA, 1724 nt
Organism: Cydia strobilella
Lineage: Eukaryota; Metazoa; Arthropoda; Insecta; Lepidoptera; Tortricidae
Product: zinc finger protein OZF-like
Exons: 5
Coding region: 90-1625 (511 amino acids)
Cellular component (GO): nucleus
Molecular function (GO): zinc ion binding
Source: RefSeq, a predicted model, not a curated record